AUGGCUCUCACGGCAGCGAUUUGGUUCGCGCUCACCUUUCUUUUUUCGGGGAUUUCUUUAUUCGCUUCUUCGGCACGGAUUUACCCCCCAAACGAAGUCACGUUGUUGGACUCCAGAUCUGUUCAGGGGGAGCUGGGAUGGGUCGCCAACCCCACAGAAGGAGGGUGGGAGGAAGUGAGCAUUAUGGACGAGAAGAACAUCCCCAUCCGGACGUACCAGGUGUGUAACGUCAUGGAGCCCAAUCAGAACAACUGGCUCCGCACCGACUGGAUCCCGCGCGGAGGGGCGCAGCGCGUCUACAUCGAGAUCAAGUUCACCCUUCGGGAUUGCAACAGUCUGCCGGGGGUCAUGGGAACCUGCAAGGAGACCUUUAACCUGUACUACUACGAGUCCAACAACGACAAAGAGCGCUACAUCCGAGAGAACCAGUUCAACAAGAUCGACACCAUCGCCGCCGAUGAGAGCUUCACCCAGGUGGACAUCGGCGAUCGCAUCAUGAAGCUGAACACGGAGGUCCGGGACGUGGGCGCCUUGACCCGGAAGGGUUUCUAUUUGGCCUUCCAGGAUGUGGGAGCGUGCAUCGCGUUGGUUUCCGUCAGGGUCUUCUACAAGAAGUGUCCCCUGACCGUGCGGAACUUGGCCCAGUUUCCUGAUACUAUAACCGGGGCUGAUACUUCCUCGCUGGUGGAAGUUCGCGGCUCGUGUGUGGAUAAUUCCGAGGAAAAGGAGGUGCCUAAGAUGUACUGCGGAGCCGAUGGCGAGUGGCUGGUGCCCAUUGGAAACUGCCUGUGCAACCCGGGCUAUGAGGAGCGCAACGCUGAAUGCCAAGCCUGCAAGAUCGGCUACUACCGCGCCCUGGCCACCGACGGCUCCUGCUCCAAGUGCCCGCUCCACAGUUACUCGGUCAGAGAGGGCUCCACCUCCUGCGCGUGCGACAAAGGGUACUUCCGCUCCGAAACCGACCCGGCGUCCAUGUCCUGCACCCGCCCUCCCUCCGCCCCGGUCCAGCUCAUCUCCAACGUGAACGAGACCUCGGUGAACCUGGAGUGGAGCCCCCCCCGCAGCUCGGGCGGGCGGCAGGACCUGACCUACAACGUGGUGUGCAAGCGCUGCGGGCCGGACGGCCGGCGCUGCCAGCCCUGCGGCAACGGCGUCCACUUCAGCCCCCAGCGGCUGAGCCUGAGGGGCACCCGGGUGUCCAUCAACGAGCUGCAGGCCCACACCAACUACACCUUCGAGGUGUGGGCGGUCAACGGGGUCUCGUCCCAGAGCCCCGGGCCGGACCAGGCCGUGUCCGUCACCGUGACAACCAACCAGGCCGCUCCUUCUCCAGUGAGCUCCAUCCAGGCCAAAGACAUCACGAGACACACCAUCUCACUGGCCUGGCAGCCCCCAGACAGGGCCAAUGGGGUCAUUCUGGAAUAUGAGGUCAAGUACUACGAGAAGGAUCAGAACGAAAGGAGCUAUCGCAUCAUAAAAACCGCCUCCAGAAACACAGAGAUCAAGGGCCUGAGCCCCCUCACCUCCUACGUGUUCCACGUCCGCGCCCGCACCGCGGCGGGCUACGGCGACUUUAGCGGCCCGUUCGAGUUCAUGACCAACUCUGUCCCAGCCCCCAUCAUCGGUGAUGGCGCAAACUCCACAGUGUUGCUGGUGUCGGUGGUGGGCAGCUUGGUCCUCCUGGUCAUCCUCAUCAGCGCCUUCGUCAUCAGCCGAAGAAGGAGUAAGUACAGUAAGGCCAAGCAGGACUCGGAUGAAGAGAAGCAUUUACAUCAAGGAGUGAGGAUAUAUGUUGAUCCCUUUACUUAUGAGGAUCCGAAUCAAGCUGUCCGGGAAUUUGCCAAGGAGAUCGACGCCUCCUGUAUCAAGAUCGAGAAAGUUAUUGGCAUCGGCGAGUUCGGUGAGGUCUGCAGCGGCCGGCUGAAGAUGCCCGGCAAGAGGGAGAUCUGCGUGGCCAUCAAGACCCUGAAGGCCGGCUACACCGACAAGCAGAGGAGGGACUUCCUGUCCGAGGCCAGCAUCAUGGGCCAGUUCGACCACCCUAACAUCAUUCACCUGGAGGGCGUGGUCACCAAAUGUAAGCCGGUGAUGAUUAUCACGGAGUACAUGGAAAACGGAUCGCUGGACGCAUUCCUGAGGAAGAACGAUGGCCGCUUCACGGUCAUUCAGCUGGUCGGCAUCCUGCGCGGGAUCGCAUCGGGGAUGAAGUACCUGUCGGACAUGAGCUACGUCCACCGCGACCUGGCGGCCCGCAACAUCCUGGUCAACAGCAACCUGGUGUGCAAGGUGUCCGACUUCGGCAUGUCUCGGGUGCUGGAGGACGACCCCGAGGCUGCCUACACCACCAGGGGAGGCAAGAUCCCCAUUCGCUGGACGGCCCCGGAGGCCAUCGCUUACAGGAAGUUCACCUCGGCCAGUGACGUGUGGAGCUACGGCAUUGUCAUGUGGGAGGUGAUGUCAUACGGCGAGCGACCAUACUGGGACAUGAGUAACCAAGACGUAAUCAAGGCCAUCGAUGAGGGCUAUCGGCUGCCCCCCCCCAUGGACUGCCCCGUGGCUCUGCAUCAGCUCAUGCUGGACUGCUGGCAGCGGGAGCGGGCCGACCGGCCGAAGUUCGGGCAGAUAGUCAACAUGCUGGACAAACUGAUCCGCAACCCCAACACACUGAAGAGGAGCGGUGGAGAGACCGCGGUCAGAUCCAACCCCACCCUGCUGGAGCCGGGGAGCCCGGAGGUGUCCUCAGCCGUGGGCACGGUGGAAGACUGGCUGCAGGCCAUUGGCAUGGAGAGAUACAGUGACAACUUCACAGCAGCCGGCUACACCAGCCCAGAAACGGUGGUGCACAUGACACAGGAGGACAUGGCGCGCAUCGGCAUCUCCUCGACGGCACACCAGAGCAAGAUCCUGACCAGCGUCCAGGGGAUGCUGUCCCAAAUGCAGCAAAUGCAAGGCAGAAUGGUUCCUGUCUGA
Molecule: messenger RNA, 2970 nt
Organism: Menidia menidia (Atlantic silverside)
Lineage: Eukaryota; Metazoa; Chordata; Actinopteri; Atheriniformes; Atherinopsidae
Source: the annotation of a GenBank genome assembly